AUGUCGAAGAAGUACUCUGCAGCUGACGUCGCGAAGCAUAACAAGAUGGAGGACCUCUGGACCAUCUACAAGGGCAAGGUGUAUGACAUCACCAGCUUCGUGGAUGAACACCCCGGAGGCGACGUGCUGCUGCAAGGUGCCGGGAUCGACUCAACCGAGCUGUUCGACGACGUGGGCCACUCCGACGAGGCCACGGGCAUGCUCAAGCAGUACUAUAUCGGCGAGCUAAGCGACUAG
Messenger RNA from Acanthamoeba castellanii str. Neff, 237 nucleotides. RefSeq names its product cytochrome b5 family protein. NCBI's taxonomy places the organism in Eukaryota, Discosea, Longamoebia, Acanthamoebidae. Bases 1 to 237 code for a protein of 78 amino acids. Gene Ontology annotation, molecular function: heme binding. The record is from RefSeq and is a predicted model, not a curated record. Gene Ontology annotation, cellular component: membrane; intracellular membrane-bounded organelle. The transcript has 4 exons.